Messenger RNA from Solanum verrucosum, 399 nucleotides. RefSeq lists its product as uncharacterized. Bases 1 to 399 code for a protein of 132 amino acids. The transcript is spliced from 2 exons. Gene Ontology annotation, molecular function: zinc ion binding; nucleic acid binding. The record is from RefSeq and is a predicted model, not a curated record. Lineage: Eukaryota; Viridiplantae; Streptophyta; Magnoliopsida; Solanales; Solanaceae.
AUGGUUGCCGACAUGAGGAGUGGGAUGAAUCUGCUUCUUGCUGGGUUGUCUCAUCUAUCAAGUAAGGAAAGUAAGAAAGGACCUGCUCCAUCAUCUUCUAGUGCACCUACACCAAGGAACAAAUAUGAGUACAACAAUCAGAAUUUUCAGAACUUCAGAGCUAGACCUACACAUUCGCAAGGUAGUAAGGCACAAAGGGGUAGUAAGACUCCUGCAUGUGCUAAGUGUGGUAGGAGCCACUCAGGGAUGUGUCGUGAUGACUCCACCAGUUGCUUCAAGUGUGGUCAGAAAGGUAAUUUUAUGAGAAAGUGUCCUAAGAGAUUACAGAGUAAUGGUAAUGGGGGCAAUAGAGCCCAGUCUUCUUCAAUUGCUCCACCAGAGAGAGCUGCAUCUAGAUGA